CCCAUAAUGCCUUGCUUUCUUCGGAACUGAAAGUACUUAAAAUUAGAAAACAUCCUGGAACAUGUGGAGAUCGUCCCUGAAGCGAUCUCCCAGGAGAUAUCCCAUAGAAGUCCCACGAAUGAGUAAUAAAAAACACCCCGCCCAACAAUGGGAAGCGGUUUUGAAAAGCUUUAUUCCUGAACUCAGCGUCAUUUCCCGCACCCUGGGCGUGGUUGCCUUCUCUUUGCCGCUAGAUUGGGCUUGAUACCGGUGUUGAAGAAAAUGAAGGCUUCUCGGAGCUCAGAGCGCCCGGGCACUGUGGGGCGCCUUGGAGCUUUCUGCUACGGCGGAGCCCAGCUGGCCAUCCUGCUGCUGUUCCUUCCGCCAUCAAUUUUGGGUAAAUCAUGUGCAACUCCUAAAGAUCCUCAGAAUGGCAUAGUUCGUGUACUCACAGACACUCAGUUUGGAUCCAGUAUUAAUUAUACUUGUAAUACAGGAUACCACCUCAUUGGUUCCUCCACUGCUGUGUGCAUAAGCUCAGAUAACGGUCUCAUUUGGGAUAAUGAGACACCUAUUUGUGAGAGAAUUCCUUGUGAAGCACCCCCAGUCAUUACCAAUGGAGAGUUCCUUGCUCCUACAGAAGAUUUUUAUUAUGGAAUGGUGGUCACCUAUCGCUGUCAAACUGGUGAUAGAGGGAAAAAGCUCUUUAAUCUGGUGGGUGAGCCAUCCUUACACUGUACCAGCAAUGAUGGUGAAGUUGGAGUCUGGAGUGGCCCUCCUCCUCAGUGCAUUGAAUUAGGCAAAUGUACACCUCCUCAUGUUAAAAAUGCAGUCAUGGUGUCUGAAAGCAAAAGCUUGUUUUCCUUAAGAGAUACUGUGGAGUUUAGAUGUCAGCCUGGCUUUAUCAUGGAAGGAAUCAGCAGUGUACAGUGUCAAGACCUAAACAAAUGGGAGCCAGAGUUACCAACCUGCUUCAAGGUGAAAUCCUGUGGUCCUUUCCUGGACCAGCUUCCUAAUGGGAAUGUACUAUUUCCACUAAAUCUUCAAACUGGGGCUAAAGUGUCCUUCGUUUGUAAUAAAGGGUUUAAAUUAAAAGGCAAUUCUGCUAGUUACUGCAUUCUGGCCGGAAGGGACAGUAUUUGGAAUAGCAGUGUUCCUGUGUGUGAACGAGUGACAUGUAUCAUCCCAGAGUAUAUGAGUGGAAUCUGUGAGGAGCUGAAAAUGAAAAAAUAUUACUAUGAAGAUAAUGUAACCUUGGAAUGUAAGGAUGGGUAUACUCUAGAUGGCAGUUCUCAGAGCCAGUGCCAGUUAGAUGCCACCUGGGAUCCUCCUCUGGCCAACUGUGUAUAUCAGUUUAGGGAGCUAAGACAAGAUCCAAUGUGGGUCCCUGAGCGACUGAUAAGACAGAUCCAGGACCAUGAAGACCAUGAAGUUGGUGCUGACAAUACUAUGGCCCAUUCUGCUGAUGAUUCCGAAUGGACGGAUGGAACCAAGAUGGGGGAUCCUCUCCGUAUUCCCACGACCAAUGCCGAUUCAUCAUGA
Myodes glareolus (Bank vole) is the source of this 1521-nucleotide messenger RNA. Lineage: Eukaryota; Metazoa; Chordata; Mammalia; Rodentia; Cricetidae. The record is from RefSeq and is a predicted model, not a curated record.